This is a messenger RNA of Oncorhynchus nerka (sockeye salmon), 1765 nucleotides long. RefSeq lists its product as uncharacterized. Lineage: Eukaryota; Metazoa; Chordata; Actinopteri; Salmoniformes; Salmonidae. The transcript is spliced from 7 exons. The coding region runs from base 272 to 1537 and encodes 421 amino acids. The record is from RefSeq and is a predicted model, not a curated record.
UAUCUUGAUGACGCUAGACCCCAUCCCGGUCUCGCACUCAAACUGCUGCCCGGUUCAUCCGCUAACGCGCGUCUGUCAGCGCAGUCACUGCUCGCUUUUAAGACCAACACAUGAGACGAGUCUUUUACCGACAGAAUGUCGCGGGAUGUCAAGUUUUUCCGAUAGUUUACAAACUCAUGUUUUCUGCAUUGUUUCACCCGUGGUCUAAGACUGGCAUCAAGUUCAGGGUUGGUAACAGGUGUCUGGAGAGGAGCCUGGCUGUCUGGACAACAUGGAGCUGCUACAGCAGGGGAGGACAGGAGAGACAGUCAUCAGUCAGGACAGGGUCAAGGGACAGGAGGUGGCCAAGUGUCCCCUGGACCUGCCAGAGUACCAGACCACACAGCCACAACCACAGCCACUACCCAAUGUUUUUACCCAACAGCCACUGUCUAAUGGGACAGCAGGGGAACACACAGCAGAGCUCCCAGGGCCUUCUGUAAGGUCUGCCAGAGCUGAUGGUGAAGAUAGUGAUGAUUCUAUGACAGAUCACAACACAACUGACGACGCCUCACAUCUCCUACCAAACAGUAUACCAUCAAACCCACACCAUCUACCGAGAGUAGAGCUUCCCAGCGGGGUCCCCGUGUCGUCCAGUCCGAAAACUUCCCCCAAGACCCUGAUCAACGGAGCCUCCCCCUCCCCCGUCUGUACCCCUCCGUCUGCCUCUCUUAACCAGAGAGGAUGGAGCCCUCCUCAGUCCCCUCAGUCCCCAGCCUGUGACAGACACCAUGGGCACCCUAUUAAAAAACAACACCUGCCGUCCACCACAAGGAGCCAGAACUCAUUGAAAGCUGACGCCACUCAGAUAAAGGAAAUAGCUGGAGAUGCAGAGCUCCCAGGGCCCUCUGUAAGGUCUGCCAGAGCUGAUGGUGAAGAUAGUGAUGAUUCUAUGACAGAUCACAACACAACUGACGACGCCUCACAUCUCCUACCAAACAGUAUACCAUCAAACCCACACCAUCUACCGAGAGUAGAGCUUCCCAGCGGGGUCCCCGUGUCGUCCAGUCCGAAAACUUCCCCCAAGACCCUGAUCAACGGAGCCUCCCCCUCCCCCGUCUGUACCCCUCCGUCUGCCUCUCUUAACCAGAGAGGAUGGAGCCCUCCUCAGUCCCCUCAGUCCCCAGCCUGUGACAGACACCAUGGGCACCCUAUUAAAAAACAACACCUGCCGUCCACCACAAGGAGCCAGAACUCAUUGAAAGCUGACGCCACUCAGAUAAAGGAAAUAGCUGGAGAUGACUGCUGUGUACACUGUGUCCUGGCCUGUCUGUUCUGUGAGGUGCUGUCCCUGUGCUCAGUGCUGGCCCAGUGUCUGGCGUGCGGAGAAGGCUGUGAGGUGCUGUGUUGCUGUGGGGAGGGGGCUGCCGGCGGGUUGGCCUGUGGGGAGGACGCCUGCUCUGCCCUGUUGGAUUGCGGGAUACUAGAGGACUGCUGCGAGUCUUCAGACUGUCUGGAGGUCUGUCUGGAGUGUUGUUCUAUCUGCUUCCCUGUGUAGAAGAAGAAGAAGAGGAAGAGGAAGAAGAUUGAAACAUUUGACAGAAAGACAGGUGGAGUGUUGUUCUAUCUGCUUCCCUGUGUAGAAGAAGAAGAAUGGAGGAAGAGGAAGAAGAUUGAAACAUUUGACAGAAAGACAGGUGAAGUGGAUCUGUGUUCGGCCUCCUAAACGGACUGAGCUGUAAUAGACGGGACAAAUGACCCCAACCACCAUGUUGAACGCUUUUCA